Colletotrichum higginsianum IMI 349063 is the source of this 1752-nucleotide messenger RNA. RefSeq lists its product as uncharacterized. Bases 1 to 1752 code for a protein of 583 amino acids. The transcript has 2 exons. NCBI's taxonomy places the organism in Eukaryota, Fungi, Ascomycota, Sordariomycetes, Glomerellales, Glomerellaceae. Gene Ontology annotation, molecular function: histone acetyltransferase activity. The record is from RefSeq and is a predicted model, not a curated record. Gene Ontology annotation, cellular component: SAS acetyltransferase complex.
AUGGCCUCCGUCACGCGCUCCACCAGGCGGGCGACGAACACUGAUGGCCUCGUCCAGCAGCAGCUUCACCCGGUGCCCGUCCCGCGCCCCCAUCCCCAUCCCCUUCACCAUCCCGUCCAGGCUUUCGCCGCUGCCGCCAAUGCGAACACUACGACGCGCGCCGCCAACACCCCCCAAAACAUCAACACCCUCCACCAUCCGAUACCCGGUCGCAACAAGCGCCAGCUCGACUCACCCGACAAUCUCGUCGAUUUCAAUCACCAGAAACCCAAGCGCCCCAGGACGAGCAUCGAGAUCCUCAUUAGGCCUGCUCCAUCGCCCGCGAGACUUGCUGUCACCAACGCCAACGCGACAAGUGCCUCCAACGUCACCUCGACUCCGCAGCACGCAUCCGCGACGACAACGCCUCGCCCGCUCGCCCCCUUACCAAAGAACCCGCCAAAAUCUGCACCACAACACGCCGCGACGGUGCAUCCCCCGAAUCCCACCCCGUUUCCGGCGAACGAUGAUGCUGCCCAGUUGACCAAACAUCAGGAAAAGGUCAUCAACGGUAUUAAACACGAGCUGGAUCGCCUACAGCCCCGCGAUGCCGAUACCCACACAAAGGAGGGGGGCCGCAAACUGCGCUCUCAGGAGGCCACUCGCUUCAAGAGCGAACUGGCCGCCUACUUUCCCGAAUAUGACGAGGUCAUUGGGAAUGAGCCCAAGGAACAGCAACUCUUCACCGUUGAUACCCCGAUAGUCAUUUUUGACUCGAACCCCACACGUCAUCAGCCAGUUUCCUGGCAGCGACAUCUCGGCACCGCCACGGAACCCAAGGCCACAGGCGAUGGCUCAGCAAGCUUGCCAGUUGGAUACAAAGUGCCGGUGCGCGGCUACGGCGAUGCCCUAUUUGACGAACUGGUUGACGCCCAGCGCAUAGACUUUGAUUUUCUGGGCAUAUCCCACAAGAGAGAACCCGUCGAAGACCCCCUACCCGACGCAACUUUUGUGUCGUCCCACAAGAGGGCGGAAAGGCUGGAGAAGUCCAUUCGCAACACAGAAAGAGGCCGGGCCCAGCAUGAAAAGGACCAGAUUGCCCGUCUACUCGACGGCCUCCAAGGCCAUGACUGGCUGCGAGUCAUGGGCGUCAGCGGCGUUACAGAGACGCGGAAGAAGCAGUUCGAGCCAGCGCGGCAGCACUUCAUCAAGGGAUGCCAGGUGAUUCUCGACAAGUUUCGCCAGUGGAGUCUGGAAGAGAAGCGCCGUAAGGCCGAGAGAGACCGCGCCUUAGCUGAGAAAGCCGAGGCGGAGGGUUCGUCCGACAGAGAGCAGUCAUCUGCGGACCCCACAAGCGACGACGAAGAUACCGAAGAAGAUGAGCCUCCUGGCGAUAUCAGUGACGGAGACCCUCCAGGCUCCGACGAUGACGAUGACGAUGACGACCCGGUGACCCAGCAGCUCCGUCAAGAGGCCAAGGCAAGGGCGGGUGCGUCGAAGAAUAGCAGGAAGCGUCCACGCGCCACACCACAAACUCGGCCCCCACCCAAGCCUGAACCGCCAAGGGAAUUCAAGUCAUUCUUCAAGAAGAGAUACGAAAGAGACGCCGCCUUGCAUCGGCACAGGCGCGCCGGCCGCAAGGUGGUGGCGUGGGGACAUCCAAUACCAGAGAUACCCGUGGAGGAUUUCGAUCUUCCCGAAGAGUUCCGCGAUGAGGAGACGCUGCGGGUGCAUGCGAGAAAGAAGCGUCGUGAUCGCCGAGGCCGACAGUGA